Molecule: messenger RNA, 1408 nt
Organism: Lactuca sativa (garden lettuce)
Lineage: Eukaryota; Viridiplantae; Streptophyta; Magnoliopsida; Asterales; Asteraceae
Product: autophagy-like protein
Source: RefSeq, a predicted model, not a curated record
GGACAUGAGGCCUCGUAGAUUCAGGCAGACGGAAAUAGCUCCGGACAACGGUCAUAAAGACCAUUUAGAACCCUAAAAGCUUUCCACUUCCAAUCUUCCAUGAUCUUCCCAAAAUUGCAGUGGAUUUCUGUCUAAAACGAGAACAAUGAAGCAUUGGAAGAUGCAAUCACGAAGUCUUCUUCUCCACCUUCUCAAUUUAUCGAUUCUAUACAGACUCGGUGUAGUUCAUGCGCUGUCUACGAUCUGUGAAUUCAGUAUUACCCAGGAGAACAAGUUCUAUAGUUAUAGCUUGGCUUCCCCUUCCGAAACAUUCCCUCAUGGCGUUCUUAGCGAAGACGGAUAUUACAAGGUGUCAUCUAAUGGAACGGUGGUUUGGUUUCAGGUUGUCUCUAACAGUUAUUAUAUUAUAUUACAUGUUUGCCAUCAGCCAUGCUACUCUAAGCUGACAUCUUAUCUUUCUUCUUUCCUAUGUGGAUUGUGGGGUCAGCUUUGUGAUGGAAUGAUUUUCAACCAUGAUCCCCCGAGAUGUUUUGAUUGCUGGGAUUGUGGGGGAUCAUCUCGAUGUGGGAUGGGGUGCAGUGCGCUUAUGUCCGAGAUUAAAUUAGGUUAUCCCGUAUGCACUGCUAUUGGGCGCACCCAAACCAUCACCACAGAUCUCAUUGAUAAAGAGAAUCCAGAUAUGGGUAUAGUUGUAAAAACGUGGCACCAAGGAUCAGAAAGGAAUUGUUCGCUUUCUGUUUCUGUUAUCUGUGAUUCAAAGCAAGUUCAAGGACCUAAGACACUUGAGAGAGUCGGGGUUUGUAACUUUGUUACACAAAUAACACAUCCAGCUGGCUGUGCCAAUGUUUUGUCCGCCCCUGGCAGUGGAUUGGGAUGGUUUGGCACACUCUUAAUCAUACUUUUGUGUCUUUUUGGAGCUUAUUUUAUAGCUGGAGCUGCUUAUCGUUACUUUUAUCUCGGCAUCCGUGGUAUAGAUAUUAUUCCAAACUUGGAAUUUUGGGCUAGCUUGCCACAUAGAAUUCGGAGUUCAUAUAUGUCAUUGGUUCGAAGAUUUAGAGGCCCAUCUCAAAGUUACAGGAGCUCAUACUCUCCCGUUGACUUUUGACUUUUCAAAUAGUGUUGGAGUUAAUUUAUACACUAACAAAAGCAGUAACAACAACUGUUAAGCUCAAUUUAGAUGCUGAGCUGUGCAAUGCGGUUUUUGCUAUAUCCCAAGUUUUGAAUUCAAGUCCUUAUUUUUUUGUAUCUUUGGGUAUUGUGGUCAUGGUCAGCUGAGAGGAUGCAAUUUAGUGUAAACGAGUCUGAAUUUUUUUUUUAAAUGUUAAUGUAUUAUUAUUCAGGGUGUUUGGAUAUGUAUUUUAGAAUUUAUUAUAUGAUGUUGAAUAAUUGGAAUAAGAUAAUUGUUGCA